This is a messenger RNA of Pomacea canaliculata, 932 nucleotides long. RefSeq lists its product as uncharacterized. The coding region runs from base 248 to 778 and encodes 176 amino acids. Lineage: Eukaryota; Metazoa; Mollusca; Gastropoda; Architaenioglossa; Ampullariidae. The record is from RefSeq and is a predicted model, not a curated record. The transcript is spliced from 4 exons.
UGCACAGUUUUCGCUAUUUCUGUUCACCAUUUACAUUCAGACCUUCUCUCUGUGUUUUUGUACUGUGAAGAAUUGUAAACACUUGUUGAUGUGUCGACUGGACGUGAGUUGUAUGCACAUGCUACCCGGGAAGUCUACCCGAGCAUAACGAUGAUAACUUUGAGAGGAAUUAGUACGAGUACAUUCGUUUUUUCUCUGACGGUGUUCGUGAAUUUAUGUUUCUUUGUAGCAGGACACAGUAAGGAGAAUGUCACAGACGGAAACAUUCCAAGAAAGCUACAAAACAUCUGUCGACAAUGAGGAUAUAACGAUAGUCCUCACACUUAUUGCCACUAUUGUCGCAGUCAUCGCCAUCUCAUCAACCUUCAUCAUCUGGUGUUGUCCGGGGUGUGUCGAAAACUCUACUCAUGUUGUCAUGGAAAUCAUAAGAAGCAACAGGUGUCGUGAGUCAGAGGAAGAGCGUGAGUCAAGUGCAGGGAGCUUUCAGUCACGUGACACAUGUCGAGAUGAAGAAGAUGCUUGUCUAACGAAUGAUGGAAACUGUUUCCAGCUCUUAAAUAACGGUUCUGUAGAAGAUGGAACUUUUGAUUGCAUGGAGUCCGAGGACACUGACACUGUCGCCAUGACUGACACCACUACUGUACCACCAGAUCCUUUGUUGCCACAACAAAUAUUACAAGCACCAGUAUUCUCAUCACUAGUUCUAGAAGAUCGAGUUUCACAACUGUUAGAACUGUCAGAACCACCACCACCAUUACCACCACCACAUUUCAUCUAGUACCACCUCUGAGUGAAUUACCACCGGCGCCAACUCAAACCACCCUAUUCGCGCUUGAUCUAGUAUUGUCUACAAGGGACUCGCCGCCACCACCACCACCACCACCAUCGCCACCACCAUUUUAUCUAUUACCACUUCCGAGUGAAUCACCACC